Messenger RNA from Cornus florida, 1224 nucleotides. RefSeq names its product cyclin-dependent kinase B2-2. Gene Ontology annotation, biological process: regulation of gene expression; G1/S transition of mitotic cell cycle; signal transduction. Gene Ontology annotation, molecular function: cyclin binding; cyclin-dependent protein serine/threonine kinase activity; ATP binding. Bases 85 to 1008 code for a protein of 307 amino acids. Gene Ontology annotation, cellular component: nucleus; cytoplasm; cyclin-dependent protein kinase holoenzyme complex. The transcript is spliced from 8 exons. Lineage: Eukaryota; Viridiplantae; Streptophyta; Magnoliopsida; Cornales; Cornaceae. The record is from RefSeq and is a predicted model, not a curated record.
CUCUUGGCUAAUUGCAGUACUAGAUAGAGUUUUCUUGAAAACCCGAGAGUUUUAGAGAGAGAAAGAGAGCUUUAGAGAGAGAAUAUGGAGAAAUCAGCGAUGGAGGCAUUCGAGAAGCUAGAGAAGGUCGGAGAGGGAACGUACGGGAAGGUAUACAGAGCCAGAGAGAAGGCUACGGGGAAGAUCGUGGCCUUGAAGAAGACAAGACUCCACGAGGACGAUGAAGGAGUCCCUCCCACCACUCUCCGUGAGGUCUCUUUGUUGCGAAUGCUUUCUAGGGAUCCCCAUGUCGUCAGAUUGAUGGAUGUCAAACAAGGACAGAACAAAGAAGGAAGGACUGUUCUCUACUUGGUUUUUGAGUACAUGGACACUGACCUCAAGAAAUAUAUUCGAAGUUUCCGUCAAACUGGGGAGAACAUUCCCACCAAUACUGUCAAGAGCUUGAUGUACCAACUUUGCAAGGGUGUUGCAUUCUGCCACGGUCAUGGUGUCUUACACCGGGACCUCAAGCCUCACAAUCUUCUGAUGGACCGAAAGACAAUGAUGCUUAAAAUAGCAGAUCUUGGGUUGGCUCGAGCGUUUACCUUGCCUAUUAAGAAGUACACUCAUGAGAUAUUGACUCUUUGGUAUAGAUCUCCUGAGGUUCUCUUGGGUGCUACCCAUUACUCGACAGCAGUUGACAUGUGGUCUGUUGGCUGCAUAUUUGCUGAGCUAGUCACAAAGACAGCACUCUUUCCUGGAGACUCUGAACUGCAGCAGCUUCUGCACAUUUUCAGGUUGUUGGGUACUCCAAAUGAAGAAGUUUGGCCAGGAGUAAGCAAGCUAACAAACUGGCAUGAAUAUCCCCAAUGGAGCCCUCAGAAGUUGUCAUCAGCUGUCCCUAAUCUGGACGAAGACGGGCUAGACUUGCUAUUGAAGAUGUUGCAGUAUGAGCCCUCAAAGAGAAUUUCGGCAAAGAAAGCUAUGGAACACCCUUAUUUUGAUGAUGUGAACAAGAAGGCCCUCUGAAAGAAAUACUUUGACCCUUGAGCUGAAUCAGCAAGUAGUUGGACUAGGUUUUUUAACUCAAGUUUUCUGUGGUGAAUUUUAUUUGCUUCCCUCAAGCAUUAGCUUUCAGUGGUGUAAAAAUGUUUCAGGUUGAUGAUCACCUUUCAUCUAAAACUUUAAUGACUAUUUUGAGAAGGGAAAUUGAAAAAUUUUAUAGUGUUCUUUUUUUUCUCUUCA